AUGUGGAGCAGAGAGCUUGUCUCCACGAGAUGGCAGGAGCUCCCUUCCCGCUUCCCGGCCUCGGGAGCGGGCGCUGGCCAGCACAGGCUCCUCCUGAAGCGCUCGUGUGACAGCAUCGUUAUCCACGGCGCUCACGGCUCCGGCACUUCGCUGUGCCCCAGCUGCGGCUCUCUCAACACGGUGGGAGCAGGAGAGCUCUGGGCUCCCCUGCCCUUCCCGGCACUGCCGGGGGUUUGUCCCCGAUCCCGGGGCAGGGCCGGCUCUGGGAGCUGCAGGGCAGGUCCCACCCCAUCCCUGUCGGGCUCCAGGUGGGAACUGGAGGGGCUCUGCCCACAGGUCCUGGCCUACUUCACCUUCUGCCUGUGGCUGAUCCCCUUCGCCUUCUUCGUGUCCCUGUCGGCCGGGGAGAACGUCCUGCCCUCCACGGUGCAGCCCGGAGACGACGUGGUGUCCAACUACUUCACCAAGGGGAAGAGAGGGAAGCGCUCCGGGAUCCUGCUCAUCUUCUCCUUCAUCAAGGAGGCCAUCCUGCCCAGCAGGCAGAAGAUCUACUGAGCCGGGGGAGCGGGGACGGAGCCGGGACGGAGCCGGGACACCCCAGACUGUGCCGAGGGCCCCACAGCUCAGCCAGCCCUCCCCCUGGCUCCCGAGGGGAUUGCCCUGGGAAUGGAUGGACUGGGACACGCCUGGAGCUGCCAGACACACGGGGAGGGCUGGCACCGCGCCCUCCAGCUCUGCUGAUCCCUCGGGAACGUGGCCCAGGAGGAGGUCGGGCUCCGGCUGAGCCCGGGAGGGUCCGGCCCCGGGAAGUGUCACCUGUGGGAAUCCCCAGCCAGAUGUUUGUGCCUGGGGGGUUUUGGGGAGCAGCUCCCUCGGGAUGGCACAGGACGGGCUCCAGCUUUCCCUGAGGUUUACACAGAGCCAUUAAUUAAAAAGGAGAGGAGGAAUUGGAAUAAA
Molecule: messenger RNA, 957 nt
Organism: Lepidothrix coronata (blue-crowned manakin)
Lineage: Eukaryota; Metazoa; Chordata; Aves; Passeriformes; Pipridae
Gene: TEX261
Product: testis expressed 261
Exons: 3
Coding region: 1-555 (184 amino acids)
Biological process (GO): endoplasmic reticulum to Golgi vesicle-mediated transport
Cellular component (GO): Golgi membrane; COPII-coated ER to Golgi transport vesicle; endoplasmic reticulum membrane
Molecular function (GO): COPII receptor activity
Source: RefSeq, a predicted model, not a curated record